This is a messenger RNA of Rubroshorea leprosula, 498 nucleotides long. The record is from the annotation of a GenBank genome assembly. Lineage: Eukaryota; Viridiplantae; Streptophyta; Magnoliopsida; Malvales; Dipterocarpaceae.
GGUCACAGGCUUUUCAUUCAAAUAAUUUUGUAAAUUUAUUCUCCUAUGCUUGUACUAGGAACAUCGAAUAACAAGUGCAAUAAUAAUCAAACUAAUUCAUCCUAAAGUUUCUUUGAAGAAGCUGUGUAGAAAAAACUGUGGUGAUUGAUGAAACGUAUCAUCCAAAAUUAUUGGAAGCAUUCAUCACCAGACAUUUCAUACACUGGUACACAGACAUACUGGAGUUCUCUUACUAACUUUUGGCUUGGUUGGCAUCUCAGGAUCAGAAAUGUUGAAGCUGCAACAAAAGUUGGCAUCACUGGUCUCCAUUUUAAGAAUGCAGAGUUGCUACUCGAAGAUCUGCAUAGAUCAGGAGUUGACAUUUGAACUCAUAGACAUCAAUGAAGUUAGGAUCAAAUUUGGCAACCAGAGCCACUGAAUUCAUCAAUGGUUUAAAUUCCUUAUAUUCUUUUUAAAAUUGAGGAUAAUCAUGGAAUAUAAUAACCAUUGUACUUGUCA